This is a messenger RNA of Vitis riparia (riverbank grape), 354 nucleotides long. Its product is annotated as AP2-like ethylene-responsive transcription factor AIL1. Gene Ontology annotation, molecular function: DNA binding; DNA-binding transcription factor activity. Bases 1 to 354 code for a protein of 117 amino acids. The record is from RefSeq and is a predicted model, not a curated record. Gene Ontology annotation, biological process: regulation of DNA-templated transcription. NCBI's taxonomy places the organism in Eukaryota, Viridiplantae, Streptophyta, Magnoliopsida, Vitales, Vitaceae. The transcript has a single exon.
AUGAGUCCCAACUCUCAACAUGGGGGGGUCACUGCUGUUUCUUCUCCAUUGCAAGCUGCUGAGAGCCGGAAAAGGCAAGUUGGUGGGAAGGCUCUUACCAGAGAACCAGUUCCUCGGAAAUCAAUUGAUACUUUUGGGCAAAGAGCUUCUCAAUAUCGUGGUGUAACUAGGCACAGAUGGACUGGAAGAUAUGAAGCCCAUUUGUGGGACAACAGUUGCAGAAAAGAAGGACAAAUAAGGAAAGGAAGGCAAGUUUAUCUUGGUGGGUAUGAUAAGGAAGAAAAAGCAGCUAGGGCUUAUGAUUUAGCGGCACUCAAGUAUUGGGGUCCAACCAUUCACAUAAAUUUCCCUUAG